UAGAAGAACAACCUUUUAGAAGCAAAUUUAUAUGAAUGUGUAUCAGUGUGAGUGCAUGAUGAUGAUGAUGAUGAUGCAAGAGAGCAUAUUACAUGACACAUUACCAUGAUGUUCCAUAACCGACCCCUCAAGGUCCCAACACAAAAUUGAGUCAUUCCUCUCACUCUUCUUCUGUGUAAAUGUACAAUGUUUUCCUUUAUAUGCAAUGUGAACAGCAAAUCAUGAUCUCAGACAAGGUCUGAGGAUUCUGCACCAUAAAAAAACCUACACAAUCAUAAAAGAAGAAGGAGAAGGAGAAUUCUGUUGAAUGAUGGGAAUCUAUCCUUCUUCUGCUCAUGGAGGAGUUGUUCAGGAAUAAGAGACAGAACAGGUUGCAGUUAUAGAAAAUCAUAACUUGAUGCAAAGGGCAAUAGCAGAAUUGUAUAAGCAAAUAAAAGGGAAAACAGUAUUCCAGUUUGAUCUUUAAACUGAGGUUUAAGGACUCUCCUUGCUCAGUAUGAAACUUGGCGCAUCUACUUGUUGGAUUAUUAUUAUUUUUCUGAGGAAAUGAGGAUUUCAUAGAUAAAAUGGAGAAGAUGUGUCACACUCGCUUGGAACUUUGUCACGAGUAUUCUCUUAAAGCAUCCAGAGUAUCUUUUAUCCCUGAAAGACUUGGUGAUAUUGUUAUACUCUUAAUAAGGUUUGGUAUACUUGUGUGCCUUGUUGCCUCCAUAUCACUCGCUCUCCACUCAGCAUUUGCUAAACCAGACCGAUGGUUCCCCUUACCGGAGCAUAUACAUACUGUACAGAAUACUUCUGUCAUUGACAGCGGACCGACAAACAUCUCUCAUAUUCUGUUUGGCAUCGGUGGGUCAUCUAACACUUGGCAUGACCGCAGCAACUACAGCAAACUAUGGUGGAAUCCAAACACCACAAGAGGUUUUGUUUGGCUUGACAAGAAGCCUAAGAUUCUGCGUGAUGACAUGCUUGUACCAUAUCAAAUCUCAAAGGGCUGGAAACGGUUCCAGUAUGUGCAUUCAGCGUCUGCAGUUCGGAUUUCCCGGAUAGUUCAUGAGAGCUUUAAACUUGGUUUGCCAAAUGUUCGGUGGUUUGUAAUGGGAGAUGAUGAUACUGUGUUCUUUACUGAGAACUUAGUUACUGUGUUGAGAAAAUAUGAUCACAACCAGAUGUAUUAUAUUGGUGGGAGUUCUGAGAGUGUUGAGCAAGAUUUGAUGCAUUCUUAUGACAUGGCAUUUGGUGGUGGUGGAUUUGCAAUCAGUUAUGCAUUAGCUGCUCAACUAGCCAAAAUAAUGGAUGGUUGUCUAAGCAGAUACUACUACUUUUAUGGUUCUGAUCAAAGGGUUUGGGCCUGUGUGAAUGAAAUUGGGGUGCCUCUUACCAGAGAAGGUGGAUUCCACCAGCUUGACAUAAGAGGGGAUCCAUAUGGUCUUCUAGCUGCACACCCUUUGGUACCACUUGUAUCUCUCCAUCACCUUGACCAAUUGAACUCCUUGUUUCCAAACCAGACUCAAUUUCACUCAAUGGAAAAGCUCGUCAGUGCAUACCACGUUGACCCUGCCCGGACAGUGCAGCAAAGUUUUUGCUAUGAUCAUAAGCAUAGAUGGUCAAUAUCCAUCUCAUGGGGUUACACCAUACAAAUAUAUCCAUUUUUGUUGAUAGCAUCAGACUUGCAGAUGCCAUUGCAGACAUUUAGGACUUGGCGAAGUUGGAAAGACGGCCCCUUCACAUUCAAUACGAGACCAAUGAGCUCUGACCCGUGUCAGAAGCCAGCUGUGUUUUUCCUGGAUGAGGUUACAGAAGUGGGAAAAAGUGGAAGUGUCACUAUCUACAAGAGACAUGAAGGCAGUGAAGGGAAGUGCACGAGAGAAGGCAUUACUAACGUGGAAGUGGAAAGCAUUACAGUUUCUGCCUUGAAGCUGGACCCAGAAUAUUGGAAAAGUGUAUUGCGCAGGCAUUGCUGCCAAUCAUUGGCGGGUGGAAGCAUAAACAAUGGUAGUAUGCAUAUCAGGAUUAGGAAGUGCAGACCUCAAGAAACCAUUACUAUUUAGGAAUCAGCUAUUUUAUUUGCUCGGCAUAGUGAGUAGAUUACUAUAGUAUAGUGAGUCUUAUAGGUGUUACUCUAACAUUUCCACCCUUGUACAUAUAUAGUUGUCAAAAUAUUCAUAUAGUCUCAACUUUAAAUAAUAAAUCUCUCAGGGAAAUUUUCUACUUGUUUGUAUGGCCUCAAAUAUCUAGAUAUGUAUUGUUUUCUCUUUGCUUUUUCAUAUUCUGGCUUCCGUUUUCAAUCAUGCAAGCACAUGUACAGGAAGACCUUCCCUCAUUAUGCCUCUUCAUAUGAUGUGAAUGUCUUUCACACUAGAAACUGCCACCACCUCACCAGCAGUGGUAAAGAUGAUUCCUCUAUGUAUUUUGAUGUUGCUCAAGUUUCAAUUUUACUUUGGUGAGCCUUUAUAAGCAGAGAACCGAGCUGCAGACCAUGCAAAUGUUUGAAUAAUGUUGUGUAAUGGUGGAAUGGUUCUCAGUAACAGAUGCUCUUUUUUCUCUAACUAUAUCUUGGAUUUCAUGGGACAGGUUCAGGAUAAGUAAGCACCGGUGAAUGUCGUUUUCUUUGUUUGAAGAACGGUUUUAAGAGGGAGAAGAUUUGGUAAGGUGUUGUUUAUUCUCUUCUUUUAUAACAUCCAUAGAUUUGGUGACGUAACCUGAAUAAGGUCUUGUUGUAUUUCCUUCUCCAUUCGACUGUGCAGGCUAAUUCUUUAACAUCCUACGCUGGAUAUUCAAAUACUUGUUUUGUUUUGCAGUUUUUUCUACAACUGUCGCACGGAUGACCGUUAGAAACUGCCAAAAUAUCAACUUUGUGAUGCACGUCGAAACAAACAUUUUCUUUAACUUCGGAAAACUGUAAAUUUGACAGCUAGAAAUUACAAUAUUUUUUGUAGUGUGUGUACUACAUCAUGGAUCGAUCCUUUGUGAUCACAGUUGUGAAAAAAAGAAGUAAUUUUUUAGAUAAAAAAAACUACUAUGAACUAUUGUAGGACGUCGCGUGUUUUGUAGUUGGAGGAUCUAGUUUUCUUGUCAUUAGUGAAUUAUUUGAGUUUGGUUUAUUAAAGGUUGGAUUUGGUAUUUGUUUAACUGAGAAAAAGUCUAAGCUUUAAAUAAGGUUGCCAUAUAUAAGUUAAAGUUAUAUUUUGCAAGCUUAUUCAUUAAUAGUUUGUGUAAUCAGAACAGG
Messenger RNA from Vigna radiata var. radiata (mung bean), 3226 nucleotides. RefSeq lists its product as uncharacterized. The record is from RefSeq and is a predicted model, not a curated record. NCBI's taxonomy places the organism in Eukaryota, Viridiplantae, Streptophyta, Magnoliopsida, Fabales, Fabaceae. The transcript is spliced from 6 exons. Bases 567 to 2048 code for a protein of 493 amino acids. Gene Ontology annotation, molecular function: acetylglucosaminyltransferase activity.